UGGCUUUUCACCACUGAAACAAAACGAAUAUGGUCUAGGGCAACCAACCAAAGGGCCUGGUUCCCGGAUAUCCCGGGAGUUGAGACGACAAGUAUUGACUAUGUCUGCCCUGCUCGGCCGCUCUCACUCAAGGCUGGCCAAUGAGAGCAUGGGCUUCUGGCUGAUGAAAGUCGUAGCGUCGAUGUCGUGAUCGUCCAGGAGGCUCCACGGUGAUGUGAAGCCAUAGUCGGCUCCGGUGUUGUCCAGUCAGUCCCGCUAUUGCGUGCUGGCCCCGAUUACAAUUUUCAUGCUGAUGUAAUCGUCAUCCUGAAAUAUGGUUCGUCCGCGCGCCUGGUCCUCGAGGAUCGUUGACGCCUUUGCAUCGCCAUACCGUCGCUUUGGGGUAAACAUAAUGGUUUGUCAGGGGUCUGGACUCAAGAGGCAAGUAGGUACCUGGCCCAGGGGAAACCCAAGGUAGCGGUACCUCACUCGAGUGCCGGGGGAACAUGGUCAAUGCUGCUAUUCAGACUUGGCCGGUCAGUGUAUGUUCCGAUUUCUAAGAAAUUCCUUUGCCUUGAGUGUAUUAGUAUUCAGCAGUUAUUCUGUUCCUCCUAAGUCUUCUUACCCAACAUCUUACCUACGUACUAUUAUCCUCUCGGGACCCGAUUACCAAUUGCCAUCCAUCUACUUUAUAACUGCUUGCCUGACCAUACUCUAUACCCAUUCCCCGACGGUAAAAGACCCGUCAACCGAAUUUGUCUCUUAUAUCCUCUGUCCCUGAAGCCGUUGCGGAAGCCCGACUAGCAAAGGAGUAAACAGUCCAAUAUUGUGCUGGAGGCUUUCCCAAUAACCCAUCGACAUAUCGACAUAUAAACAAAACCACUCAUGAUGACGCAACCAUCAUCCAGGGAGUCUUCUCCACGUAUGAAGCCCCUCCACGUCAAGUUCGAGGACGCCGCAGAGAUGGACUCGGGCUACUGCUCGGCCAGCUCGUCGACGGCAUCUCUCCCUCAGGUUUCCUUCACACCCUCUCACCUGCGCCAUAUCAACGACCAGCUCGAGAAGAUGCAAGCCAUGGACAUCCUCCGCUUCUGCCGCGUCCUCUUCCCAAACCUAUACCAGACGACGGCCUUUGGCCUGACGGGGCUCGUGACGCUUGACAUGCUAUCCAAGAUGGAGAAGGAGUCUUCCUUCCUGCCUUCGGUCGAACUCAUAUUCCUCGACACCCUGUACCACUUUGACGAGACGUACCAGCUCGUCGAGAGGGUCAAGGAGCGGUACAGCAACGUCAAGAUGCACGUGUACAAGCCGGCAGACUGCGGGACGGUGGCCGACUUCGAGACGAAGUACGGCGAGAAGCUGUAUGAGACUAGCGCCGAGUUCUACGACUGGGUGGCCAAGGUCGAGCCCCAGCAGCGCGCCUACUCGGACCUCAACGUCGGUGCCGUCCUCACCGGCCGCCGCAGGUCUCAGGGCGGCCAGCGCAACAAGAUCCCCAUCGUCGAGGUCGACAACGAGACAGGCAUCGUCAAGAUCAACCCCCUCGUCAACUGGUCGUUCCAGGACGUGCAAAAGUACAUCAAGGAGAACGACGUCCCGUACAACGUCCUGCUCGACAGGGGGUACAAGUCGGUCGGCGACUGGCACUCGACCAGCCCCGUGGCUGAGGGAGAGGACGAGAGGGCCGGAAGGUGGAAGGGUCAGAACAAGACCGAGUGCGGAAUCCAUAACAAGAAGUCGCGUUACGCCCAGUUUCUUGAGGAGGCCGACAGGAAGGCUGCGGAGGCUGCCAAGGCUGCCAAGGCUGCUACGGCGGCGGCCAUGCAAGACUCGCCGGUCGGCAGCGAGAUUGCAGAUGAUGCUCGCUGGCACGCUGCGAGGAGGCCAGGUGCUCGCCGGCGCCAACAUCAUCACCAGGACCAUGUCCCUUCUGCCGUCACCUCAUCCGCUUGAGCUGGCUCCUGCAUCAACUUGUUGACUGAGACAGCAUAGUUGUGCUUCACUUUGCAUUUUCGGAGUUUUAGCAGGGCAUUUGGUUUUUUCUGUUAUGGGAUUCGAAUGACCCUCAAGGCAUUUGAUAAUGGUUAUUCCCAAACAUAGUUGUUGUUUGGCUUCUCGUCUCGUCUCGUGGAAGGCGAUGGCGAAUUUAAAAAUUAUGAGCGGGAUAUGGAGUCCCUAGCAGGCGUUUAUCUCGUUCCAUUUUGUUUCUCCCUGUUCCCUAACCGAGACCCCUCAAUCUUUUUUCUUCUUUUUUUCCCCCUUCCUUCUCACCCAUGGUAGCGGAAAGCUGCCGAAUCAUCUACCAGCGGCGGCGUUGGGACGAAGUUAUCGAUUUAGUGACCAAAAUAGCGUUGCAAAAUUUGCCAUAGAUUGAUAUCACUGAAAAUCAUCAAUCGGAGUUGUGACAAUGCCUCAGCA
This is a messenger RNA of Pyricularia oryzae 70-15, 2397 nucleotides long. RefSeq names its product phosphoadenosine phosphosulfate reductase. Gene Ontology annotation, molecular function: phosphoadenylyl-sulfate reductase (thioredoxin) activity. The record is from RefSeq and is a predicted model, not a curated record. Gene Ontology annotation, cellular component: cytoplasm. Lineage: Eukaryota; Fungi; Ascomycota; Sordariomycetes; Magnaporthales; Pyriculariaceae. Bases 865 to 1932 code for a protein of 355 amino acids. The transcript has a single exon.